GGCACUCACCGAUACAGUUUAAAAUCACGUGUAUUUUUGGACAUAGAAUUUUAUUUUAUUUUUCGUCGUUCGUUUGUAUCUGACUUUUAUUUAGCAAUGGAUCGUUGGUUAUUUGCUGGUUACGUUUUGUUAUCGAUUUUUGUGGACAGUGCUAUUGUACCCCGAAGUUACCGAUUGGACUUGCACCCUUACCCCGGCGAUGGUGUUUUUAAAGGUAGAGUUCGCAUUGACAUCAUUUAUAAUGAUAGUCGACCGAUCAAUACCUUUACACUGGACGCGCAUUCUUCACUUAACUUGGUCGAACGUGAGGUUAAAGUCAUUUCUUUACCGAGUCUGGACGAGCCAGAAGUGGUGUCCACAGAAAACCGGUAAGUACUAUAGUAAACUAUACUUUGGUUUUGUUUUAAAAAUGACCAUAGCUAUGAUUUUUGUUAAAAAUAUUUUUCAGCUCGCUAACCAUCACUAAUCUAGAAAGACGAAAAGAUAUACACAAAUUCCAAAUAACUACCAAAGAAAUGUUUAAAAAAGAUGUCACGUACCAAGUUGAUAUAUUAUUCGACGGAAUUCUGGGAAGCGAUUCGUCUAGUACGUUUUAUCAAUCUACUUACUUGGGAUCGAGACAUUCCCAACAAAAGAAGUAAGUUUUUAAGAACACGUGUACCCAUGUGUAUCCCAUUUAUACCCUUUGCACUACUUAUGUUGUGGAAAUAACAAAUAAGAAUAUUAUUUUAAAAUGAUUUUUUUUUGUAGGUGGUAUGUAGCUAUGAAUUUGUUGAAAGGAGGUGGAGCGCACCAUGUAUUUCCUUGUUUUAACCAACCUAGUUUAAAAGCGUGGAUUGAGUUAUCGGUAGCACAUAAAGGAGAUUUUCGUGUUCUGACAACUAUGCCAUUGGUCGAUACGACAAAUGUGUACGUUUAUUGUUACCUAAAUCAUAAUAUUAGAUUAAAAAAUAUCUGAAUAUAAAUUUACUUUUUUUUGUAAACAAUUUACAGGACUUCGGAAGGCGUGUGGGUACGAGAUCAUUUUUCUAAAUCUCCACCAAUGUCUGUUAAUUCUUUGGGAAUGAUUCAAUCUGAUUUAAGACGUCCGAUGACGAAUGGCGGUGAGUUUCACUGCACAAAAACGAAUGGGAUUCGUAAUAAUAAUUAUGAUUAUUUAAAUCUAUUUAUAGAUAAUAGAAGAACUAAAAUUAGUGCUUGGGGUAAAGAAGAUGCUGUAAGAUCUUUGGUUACGAAUCAAAGAAUGAUUCAUGUCGUUUUGGAAUGCAUAGAAGAGUACAUGGCGAGGCCGUAUCCAUUACCCAGUAUAAAUUUAGUGGCACUCCCUGGUUACACGAACGAUAAACCUAUCGAUACUUGGGGCUUGCAAAUGUUCAGAGAAAUGGACCUUUGUAGAAAACGCGACGAAUUUUGGGUAGCUCAUAAUUUAGCUAAACACUUGUCUAAUCAGUGGACCAAUCAUCUUACAACACCAAUAUUUCCGACAAUCAUAACUCAAGCGUUAGCAAAAUUUUUAGCCGAUAAAAUAGCGUGGCAGGUAAAAUUCUAUUUUAACGUACCUAUAAAUGGUAUAUAUUGGAAUGAUAAUAAUACAUUGAAUUCGAAUGGUUUUUAUUUUAGUUGGAGAAGCCGGUGUUCAAUUCGUAUGUAAGUGAGAUGUAUGGAAUGUAUUUAGAUUAUGACAAACCGGGUUUUGCAGAAAUUAAGUCACAAAUGGAAAAUUUAAACGCUACCAAACGUGAGUAAAUAUUAAAUUAGUCAAAUUAAAACAUCGUAUAAACAAUAAAUUAAAUAAUUUUUUAGUUCGAUUUGUAUUUGGCAUGCUUGAACAUAUAUUCGGACCUCACUCUUUCCGACAAACAAUCCGUUAUUUUAUGUCAAGCAAGUGAGUGUAUAGAGUCAAAUUAAUUAAAUUUAUUUCUGUAGUAUCAUAUAUUUUAUUAUUCAUUUUCUAGUUAAAAACAAAUGUUUUUUUUUUUUUUUGAAAACGAUUAAUUUAUAUCGGUUUAAUUAGAUUUAACUUCUAAAACUUAUUAACAAAGCUAAUUAUUUAUUUUUUUCUUCAAGGGAAUAUCAUGCUUACACUGAAUACGAUUUUUGGAAUAAACUCACUGAUGGGGCCUAUCUUUUAAAUGUAUUAAUCAAAGUAUGUUAAAAUUAAUAUUAAUAAUAUUUAUAAACUGACCAAUUUAAACAAUUGGAGCUUUUUUUUUUAGUACAUAUUUGAAAAGGUACCUUUAUUUAAUCAUUCUUUAAAUAGGAUUCAGAUCCUCUAAAUAUUAUGUAUUCAUAGAUAAAUUAAAUACAUUUAAAAUUUGAUAAUAAAUUCUAAAAAUUAAUAUUUUAGGGAAAAGGUCCUAAUUCUAUUGAACAAAUUGUCAAACCAUGGAUACAAUUUGAUAGGCUACCCGUAGUUACAUUUAGAAGAAAUUAUAUGAAUACAACAGCUCAAGUUAUGCAGGUAUUUAUAACAAUUAAUUCAGUAUUGACUAAUGUCAAAAUCACGAAAUGAAAUUAAUAUUAUGAUGUCAACUAUAGGAACCAUUUGUACUAAAUGAUGACGAGGAUGAUGUAUCGAUUCCGGCAAAAAACACUACCAAUUAUUUAUGGUGGAUUCCCAAUAUUCUAGUUUCUCAAAGUAAUUUGACCGUACCUGUUCGAAAUAUAAGUUGGUUGGAUCCGAUACCUAGUCAGGAAAUAGAACUCAAGGCAUUUAAUUUUUCAAAAACUCAAUUUGUACUUUUGAACCCAGGAAGUUUAGGUAAGUUUUUUUACAGUUUCAAAUAAAAUAAUUUGAUAAACCAAUAAGUUUAUAUAAAUUAUACACACACACAUACAUAUAUAUUGGUUUAAAUAAUUGAUUUGAUUGAACAAUAGUAAUAGUUAAUCAAAUUAUUAUAUUUCAGGGCCAUUUAUAGUAAAUUACGACUUAAAAAAUUGGGAAAUGAUAGCUCAGUAUAAUAAACGGUUUCCCGUCAACAUUCGUCAACAGUUAUUGCAUGAUUCGUUGACAUUAGCGUUGUCUGGUAGAUUGUGUUAUGCGUACGCCUUCAAUGCUAGUAAAUUUAUCGAGCAAGAACCAGAGCCAGCUGUUUGGAAAGUGUACUUUGGACUGGCUAAAAGGUUGCGUGUUAAGUUGCAAGGAACACCGGUGGCACCCAAAUUUGACGUUAGUUUUAAAUUUAUCAAUAAAUUGAAUACCAAUUUCAAAUCGACAUUUUGUUUUUAUACACAACAGAAAUAUUUAAAAAAGAUGUUAAAAUCAGUGAACGCUGCACUUGAACAGCCAGAACACACUGAAUCUAGCUGGAAGGGACAUUUCCGAGUGGAAGCUAAACGAUUGUUAUGCGAAACUGGACAUCCACCAUGUUUGAACGAAGCUCGGGAUGUUCAAUUGAGAACUAAUUCUUCGAAUUUAGACGAAGAUAGAUAGUACGUUAUUUUAAUUAGUCCUACACAUAAUUCAAUUAAAAAUAUACAUUUUUAAACUUUUAUUGACAAACAUUGCAGUUUCUUGGAAAAUUAUUUAUGCACUCUUCUUGGAUAUGGAACACUAGAUGAGUGGGAAUUCGGAUUACACAGGAUCAUGUACUAUCCAAAAAAUAAGUCUCAGACAGAAAGGUUGUUUAUAUUUAGGUCAUUGGCUGGUUGUCCUAAAAACGAAACAAAAUUUGUCAGGUAAGAUGGGUGGAAUUUAAAAGUCAAGUAAUUUUACAUUAAUUAAAUAUGGUUUUUUUUUAUAUGUAAAAGAAUGUUGAAUUUGACAUUAAUGAGUACUGAUCACAAAUUUUCGGAGGAAGAUAUGUUAACAAUGUUGACAGUCAUGAAUUCGGUACCCAUAGGACACAAUACAAUAUUUAAAUUCAUGAUGAAAAACUUCGAAUAUCUGAGCACUAAGUAAAUAUAUAAUAUACUGAAACUAAUUACUUGCUUAAACAAAUAUUUUUAGUAUUAGAAAUUCGAUAUUGUUAUAUUACUAUGACAUUGUUUUAGAUUAGAGAAAACAGUAUGGGAUUACUUCGUUAAAAGUUCAUUUAGUAAUUUUAGAACAGGAGAUGGAUUGAAUAUGGUUAGUAGAUUUCUUUGUUUAUAUCUAAAUUACUCUAAAUUAACGACUGUAACUAUGCAAUCACUUUAUAGGCUAUUGAGUUUUAUCAAAAGAACAAAAGACAUUUUAUUUCUGUGGACGAAAUCAUUAAUACCGGGCUGGAAAAAGCUAAAAUUCAAGUAGAUUGGGUAAAAAAACAUUUGACACCUUUAGAUGGAUGGCUUACUAGAGCGUUACAAGAACCGUGGAUUCCUCAUGAGUUCCAAUUCAGAGAUGUACCAUCGUUCGUUGGAUGAAAUAAUAAAUAUUAUACAACAUUUCUCGCUAUUUUAUAUACAUAACAUUAAGUUAUAAAUUGUAAUUAAAUUUAAUAUU
This is a messenger RNA of Cinara cedri, 4423 nucleotides long. The record is from the annotation of a GenBank genome assembly. Lineage: Eukaryota; Metazoa; Arthropoda; Insecta; Hemiptera; Aphididae.